This is a messenger RNA of Gadus chalcogrammus (walleye pollock), 2231 nucleotides long. Its product is annotated as transmembrane protein 79-like. Lineage: Eukaryota; Metazoa; Chordata; Actinopteri; Gadiformes; Gadidae. Bases 151 to 1347 code for a protein of 398 amino acids. Gene Ontology annotation, biological process: regulated exocytosis. Gene Ontology annotation, cellular component: lysosomal membrane; trans-Golgi network membrane. The transcript has 6 exons. The record is from RefSeq and is a predicted model, not a curated record.
AGGACCCAAAGCGAGCGAGGGGGGAGGGAGACGCACACACACACACGCACACACACACACACACAGGUCGACCGGACGCUAUUUUACUGCAAUAAUAAAAGAAGCAAAGACGGACCCAGCCAUCGCUACAGUCUGAGAGACCGUGCGACCAUGAGCUCCACGGGGCGUCCGUCCGCUCACCCGCAGGACGGGGCAGAGAUCGACAGCGUCAAGGAGUCCAUCAGUGACAUCAUCAACCAGCUGCAGGACAUCGACCCAGCGCGGCUCUCCUUCUCCCCCUUCCUGGACCUGGACACCCAGAUCUCGCUGGCGCCCGUGUCGGACAGCCCCGAGUCCUCGGUGGAGGAGCUCCACUCCUCACCCCACUCCGUGACCGGGUCGCAGCGGUCACUGGAACCCGGGACCGGACCCUCAGCCGAUACGCACAGAGACGACGACAGCCGGCCAGACGACAGCGGGACGACGCGUCGGGAACAGGGAGUACCGGAGGGGGGGGGGGAUCUUUCCAGCGUCGUUGCCACGACGGCGCACACUUUGGAAGACGCCUCGGAAAACCGCGUCCACCCCCCCCACGCUGGCGAGGGCCGGCCCCUGCUCGACGCGCCCCCCGGCACCGUGGAGCUGGCCGUCUGGAUGGAGUCGGGGGGGCGCGGCCAGGGCUGCGAGGCCGUCGUCGUGGCGACGGACGCGUUGCCGCCGGGCGGCCGGCGCUGCUGCCGCCGGGGGGGCCGUGGCCCCGCCCUGGGCGCCGCCGUGGCCUCGCUGGUGUGCGCCGCGGGGAUCCUCUAUGCACUCUAUUUCCACGUCCCCCUCAAGGCCCCGCGCUGCCCCGACCUGGGCAGCCGCCUCGUCUUCACCCUGGGCUGCUGCCUGGUGGCCUCCCUGCCCGUCCUGCUGGCGAUGCUCUCCGGCUGGGUCUGCCAGUUCUGCAGCGGCUCUCUGGAGCCCGCGGAGCCCUCGUCCAGGCGACGGGCCCUCCAGAGGCUGUUUGUCUCCUCCUCCCUGGAGCUGCUGCUCCUCUACGCCCUCAACCUCCUCCUCAUGGCCUCGCAGCUCCCCCAGAGGGACCUGCACCUGGUGCCCACCGCCGCCGCCAUCUUCUUCCUGGGAAGACUCGUCUACUGGGCCAGUCUCCACGGCUGCCCCACCUGGCGGGCCUUCGGCGCGGGCCUGACCACCUUCCCCCUGCUGGCCAUGGUGGCUCUGAACCUCUUCUUCCUCUACAACCUGGGCCUGGAGUACCCCGCCUUCCGUUCGCAGGACCUGCUCCUCAACCAGGACACGCCCUCUCUGUGGUCGCCGGGGGCGACAGCCCCCAAGCCCAACGCCACCCUGGACAAUAUGUGAGGAGGAGGAGGAAGGGAGGAGGGCGAUGAUGAAGAAGGCGGGGGAUGAAGGAGAAGAAGAAAGAGAGAGGAGGGAGAGGGACUCUCUUUGUGCUUUUUGAAGGAGGAGAUCCUUCUAGAAAUAGGCAAUUUCUGUGGUCUGCAGGCCGGCUUUGGGGGCGGCCAUGACCGACCGACCUCGGAGCUCCUGCGACGGCUGUCUGCUUUGGCGUACACAGGACCUUCUCUGUUCUUAAUGUGGAUUCCUGCUUAUUAUCUGAAGCGCCGCGAGAGUCCUCUUUUUUUUCUCUCGCUCUUGCUUGUGGCCAAAAAAAAAAAAAAAAAAAGCCCUUGAACUCCAAAGUUCUAGUCUUAAACGUUUGUCCUUUUAAGCCAUUCCAGUAACUAUAUUUAAUGUUUUGAACUCGUAAGCGCUUCAGAGCUUUUGCUUUUUUUUAUACGGAUUCAUUUGGUUCACUGGCGGAAAACCUUUCUUAUGAGGAAGCGUAUUUUUUAUCGUGCCAAACUUUUUGUAAAUGAAAUAAUGAUGAUAAGAAUAAAGGCCAUUACUUUGACAAGUUUACAGUUUAUGACAGUUUUAUAUGUAAUUUUCCCCAAUGUCUACAGUUGACGUGUAAUAUGGAGCGAGAUGUUAAACCCCUACCUGCUCAUCAAUAAUCAAACUAUAAUAUGCCUCCCAGCUCUUGAACAAUGGCCACAGAGUAACCAGUUCAUGGUCGGCAUUCCCAACACCAGUUACUGAUCUUCUACGCCAGAAGACGACCCUUUUCUCCCUGACUUCCCCCGCUGUUAAGAAAUGCCCCACCAGAGGAAAACCCGAGCCCCAACGUACUCCCAUGAGGCUGCAGCCCUGUUGCCUAGCGCUGGGCUAGCAGCCCUGUUGCC